Molecule: messenger RNA, 710 nt
Organism: Eriocheir sinensis (Chinese mitten crab)
Lineage: Eukaryota; Metazoa; Arthropoda; Malacostraca; Decapoda; Varunidae
Exons: 2
Coding region: 10-681 (223 amino acids)
Source: RefSeq, a predicted model, not a curated record
GGAAGGGUGAUGUUUGGCUCCGUCACCCUCCCGCUCCAGGAUUACGUCAGGAUCCUCGGAGUGGACUUGGACCGAGAGCUGCGCUUCGACCGCCAACUGAAACACGUCGCCCACCAGGCCUCCCUACGUGUCUCUGCCCUUCGUAGAGUGGCUAAUUUCCUCGACAAGCGAGGAAUUAUGCUCCUCUACAAGGCCCAGGUAAGACCCUACCUGGAGUACGGGGCUCUGACCUGGAUGUCCAGCGCUGCCACACACCUGCAGAAACUGGACAAGGUGGAGCGACGGGUGCAGCGACUGUUACAGGAGAACAAACCCCAGCCGCCCCCUCAGGAUAUUAUACAUCUAGACACUCUGGAGCACCGCCGGGACGUCGCUGCGCUGGUGGUGUUCCACAAGGCCCAGGUACAAGGAGUACCACACCUGGCGAGGCUGAGGCUCCCCCCAGGAGAGGCUGUGAGAGAUACGAGAACGGUACUCUCCAGCCACGAGCAGGUCGGGGUGCCAAGGUCACGCGCCAGCCAGCACCAGAGGACCUUCACCUCCAGGGUGUCCCGCCUGUGGAACACGUUCACGGCGGCAGGGCCAACAGUGAGGGAAAUGUCCACCCAGCAGGUAAAAGUGGCUGCUCACAGGUGGCGAAGAACAUGCCCCACACCACUAGUGAUGCUAAAUACACAGUGAACAAGUGUAAAGGGCUUUUGAAAUAAUGC